Molecule: messenger RNA, 345 nt
Organism: Lachnellula hyalina
Lineage: Eukaryota; Fungi; Ascomycota; Leotiomycetes; Helotiales; Lachnaceae
Exons: 2
Coding region: 1-345 (114 amino acids)
Source: RefSeq, a predicted model, not a curated record
AUGCCACAGACCGGCCUCCAAUGCAUUCCAAUCGGAAACCAACACUGGCAAUACGCAAACUCUGCAGCUAUCGCACAGAGUGUCUCGGCACUGCAACGACGAGGUGGAAGCACCCACGUCAAUGGCCACUCGUGCUCUCGUCUCUCCUGUGUGACCUCCUCGGCUAUCUACCUCUGCAACGACAACAAUGGUGGCAUCGACCCGCAACUUAACUACAUUGCCUCCUACGCCUCAGACAUCAUCAACCGCUGUGGUGUUGCUCCUCCCUUCAGCCCCGCUCUUGCCGCCGGACAGGAGUUUGACACCGACAAUUACAAUGUCAUCGUUCGCGAGGAUGGAUGUUAG